Molecule: messenger RNA, 5156 nt
Organism: Pangasianodon hypophthalmus (striped catfish)
Lineage: Eukaryota; Metazoa; Chordata; Actinopteri; Siluriformes; Pangasiidae
Gene: atosa
Product: atos homolog A
Exons: 12
Coding region: 1048-4164 (1038 amino acids)
Source: RefSeq, a predicted model, not a curated record
UGACAAGCAGCUCUGAGCAGCAGAGGAACUGGAGCCUGCGUCAGCUGAUCGUCCAUGAUCAUUCUGCUGAUCAUUCUGCUGAUUAUUGUGCAGAUUAUUGUGCAGAUUGAUUGUUCUGAUGCUUCUGAGGCUUCGUGGCGGUUUAGCGGAUCUACAGACACACUUUCCUCUUUAGUUGAGAUGCUUGCUGUGGGUUUAGUUAGCUGGUUGGAGGAGUAGCCGGGUUGGUGAGCGGAUUUAACUCAGUGAAGCUAGUUGUGAUCAGUGAGUAGAGCUGAGCUUUAAAGAGGAAGAUGGUGUUGGGGGCAGAUGGCAUGGCCGGAUAAACACACACCUGAGCUUUCAGUGUUGAUUUGAAUGAAAGAAUGAAGUGUUGAUGGAGAAUUAGAGUCGCAGUGAAGACACUGAGGCUUUGCUGCAGCUGUGUGUGUGUGUGUGUGUGUGUGUGUGUGUGUGUGUGAGGUGUCAGGGUGUUAUGGAGCGUUGGGAUGGUUCAUAAGGUGUGUGUAUGUGUGUGUAUUUGGUCAGAUGUUGGUGUUAGUGCUUUAAUCAAGGGUUCAGUGGUGUUGGCAUGGGCAUGAAGACAUGGACACACACUCACACACACACUCAUGCAUACACUGUAUAUACAUGCACACACACACACUGCAGCUGUGGGCAAGGUGACUUCUCUGAAUAAUCCUCAUUUGCACGAGUGAUUUGUGGGCCUGGAGGUGUGAUCUUGGAGAGUGAUCUGAGAGAGUGAUCUUGGAGAGGUGAUCUUGGAGAGUGAUCUGAGAGAGUGAUCUGAGAGAGUGAUCUUGGAGAGUGAUCUUGGAGGUGUGAUCUUGGAGAGUGAGUUGAGAGAGUGAUCUUGGAGAGUGAUCUUGGAGGUGUGAUCUUGGAGGUGUGAUCUUGGAGGGGUGAUCUUGGAGAGGUGAUCUUGGAGAGGUGAUCUUGGAGAGUGAUCUGAGAGAGUGAUCUUGGAGGUGUGAUCUUGGAGGUGUGAUCUUGGAGAGUGAUCUUGGAGAGUGAUCUGAGAGGGCUGGAGCUGCUGAUGGUGUGUGUAUGGUCAGGGCUUUGAAGCAGAGACUCACUGAGGUGUUUCAGAGCCAGAGGCUGGAGUGUGCAGACGGAGGAAGGAGCCCAGGAGAGCUGGAGGACGACACACUGGGAAGCAUGAAGCCUGAGCGAGAAGCGGCGGAGGAGUUUUUUGAGUACGACGCCGAGGAGUUCCUGGUGUCCCUCACGCUCCUGAUCACAGAGGGUCGGACGCCGGAAUGUUCCGUGAAAGGCCGAACCGAGGGCCUGCACUGCCCCCCCGCGCAGUCCGGUGGACCGGUCCUCACCAAACACGAAUGCAGCGACAAACUGCCUCAGUGCCGUCAGGCGAGGAGGACGAGGUCAGAGGUCAUGUUGCUAUGGCGAAAUCACAUCCCUAUCAUGAUCGAAGUGAUGCUGCUGCCUGACUGUUGCUACAGCGACGAGGGUCUGGCCACAGACCUGAACGAUCCGGCGAUUAAACAGGACGCUCUGCUGCUGGAGAGAUGGACACUACAGCCUGUCCCGAGACAGAGUGGGGAUCGGUUUAUCGAGGAGAAGACGUUGCUGUUGGCCGUACGUUCCUACGUGUUUUUCUCUCAGCUGAGUGCCUGGCUCAGCGCCUCUCAUGGCAUCGUGCCCAGAAACAUCCUCUAUAGAAUAAGUGCAGCCGAUGAAGAGCUGAUAUGGAAUUUCUCCCAGUCGCCCUCGGAGCACGCCUUUCCAGUGCCCAAUGUGUCCCACAGCGUAGCGCUGAAGGUGCGGGUUCAGUCGUUGCCCCGCCAGCCCAAGUACCCCGUGUUGAAGUGCAGCAUCCACUCCGACCUCUCGUUCCUUGGCAAACGUUCCCUCGACCCUGCGGAGGGGCCGUUAGGAGGUGCAUAUAGUCGGGGUCAGACUGUCAGUGACCCUCCAAACCCCCUCAGACUCCAGAGUUCACCACUUUUAUGCAGAUCUCUUCGUUCCCCGUUACCCUCUCAUGAAAGAACCAGCCCGUUGAACCAGCGUAAGUGCCCCGAAUCGCCCAUCCUGCCUGGCAAAGCCGCAAAGCUACUGUUCUCCAGAACUAAUGGCGUCUUGGAAAGCUCAGGAAAGACAACGAGUGUGGAGUUGCCGUCAUCUUCUUCAUCCCCGACACGCGAUUUCAAAUCACUCUCAAAUCCCUCAUUUUCAAACCCCAGCCCGGGUCCUCGCUGUUCCUCAGCUGAAACGAACCCCUUGAUUGGUUCGCUGCUCCAGGAGAGGCAGGAAGUGAUCGCUCGCAUCGCGCAGAGGCUGAAUUUCUGUGACCCGACAUCACCUCAUCUUCUUCCUGACGCUCUCUUCACACCUCCAGGGGAUGAAGGGCCAUUUAAGAAGACCAAAGAUCCUCCCAGUCUCCAAACGAAUGACAGAAAUGGGACAAGGAACGGAGAGUGGAGCCAGACUUCGUUCUUUCAAACUCCAUUGAGCCCCAGGAGCCGGACUCGAGUGGACCGAGGUGAACCGGAUGAGUCCAGGACUUCACCCAAACCGACGUCCUGUAGGCGGCUUCUGCUGUCGGCUGAUUCAAAAGAAGGUUCUAUGAUCGUUGAAGCUGUUCAGGACAUCUCGCGUUUGAUUCAGGAGCGUCUUCAGCUGUCGCAAGAGCUCCUGCACGCCAAAUACAAACAAUGCCGCGAGUCAUCAACACCCACAUCCUCGCAGAACCAAAACCAGACCCAGAACCAUAGACAAAAUCAGAAUCAAAGCCAGACACAAAACCAGAACCACCAGCUUAGAACCAACAGUCACACUAGCUGUGCUAACGGAACUAUAAACAUAGCCAAUGGAGAAACCAGCUCUAACCUUCGAGUUCACACUGAGACACUUGAGAGACGGGUCUUGUCUGAAAACCAGGGCCGGUCUGGACCUCAGAACAAAGAACCCAGUAUCACUAAACCUCAACCACUAACACAAACCAGCCAUGCAUACAGUGCCAAAAACAAUCCCUGGACUUCUUUGCUCAACAGCCCUAAAAGCUCCCACAGCCUGAAUGGAGAGGCAGGAAUCGACGAUAUCAACCACCUCCAGGACCUUCAGGACCUCCAGUUUGGGAAGGAAAACCAGGGCAGAAGAGUAGAAACACAGAUCCAACCAGAGUCCAUCGUGCCUGGUCAGGAUGAGGACCAAGAUCCCUGGUCCUCCCUUUCCAGCACACCCACCAGCCUUAAUACCCAACACUCCCCGAGCCCAGACUGGACUCUCAACAACAACGCACACACCACGUUGCGAAGCCCCGCCUCCUCACAGAAGCCAUGCAGUAGUAACUGGAAGAAGCAGAACAGACACUCCAUCGAUGGUACGGCCACGCGAGCGUUCCACCCCUGCACCGGCCUGCCCCUGCUCUCCAGCCCGAUUCCACAGAGGAAGAGUCAGACGGGAUAUUUUGACUUGGACACGUCUCUGAUUCAGUGUAAAGGAGCACCGUGGGCCUCCAGUAAGAGAGUGUAUUUGAAGCGAACUGAAGACUCAGAGGAACCUCAGCAGCUCCUGAGUGCCAGCGCCCCUCCCGCCAGUCUCAGCCUUCUGGGAAACUUUGAGGAGUGUGUCCUAAACUACCGCUUGGAGCCGCUCGGUACUGUCGAGGGUUUCACGGCCGAAGUCGGCGCCAGUGGUUCGUUCUGCCCAAGUCACAUGACCUUCCCAGUAGACGUGUCAUUCUACAGCGUGUCAGAUGAUAACGCUCCGUCUCCCUACAUGGGGGUCAUAAGCCUGGAGUCUCUGGGGAAAAGGGGCUAUCGCGUGCCUCCAUCAGGAACCAUUCAAGUGACCUUAUUUAACCCCAAUAAGACGGUGGUGAAGAUGUUUGUGGUGAUGUACGAUCUGAGAGAAAUGCCAGCCAGCCAUCAGACAUUCCUGAGGCAGAGGACUUUCUCCGUCCCCGUCAAACGCGAAUCAAACGGACAAAACCACAGAAAGCCCCUCCCCCCUGGCCAGGGGCGGACCCUGCGCUACCUCAUACACCUGAGGUUCCAGAGCUCCAAAUCUGGAAAGAUCUACCUCCAUCGAGACAUCCGGCUUCUGUUUUCACGCAAAUCCAUGGAAGUGGACAGUGGUGCUGCCUACGAGCUCAAAUCCUUCACUGAGUCUCCAGCCGAUCCUCCUUUCUCCCCGAGAUGCUGAUCGACUCGCGUCCCGUCUAACGUCUUGCUCCCACUCCAGCACAGGGGCCUUACUGAAGUCUGCUCUCUCUCUCUCUCUCUCUCUCACACACACACACACACACACACACACACACACACACACACAGAGUUUAUUCAUAUCCUUCUCACUCCUUCUCUUUCCACAUCUCUCAGUUUCUCUCUUUUUUUCUCUUGUUUUCUCUUUAGUUCUCUUUCGAUCUCUUUGUGUCUCUUUUCCUCUUCUCUUGUUAUCGUAUUUGUUUUCUUCUUCCUUUUAUUUCUUUGUGUCUCAUUUUUGGCUGUUUUUCUCCUCUUUUUCCAUCAUUGCUUUAUAUUUUAUGCCUCAAACUUUAUCUCUCUCUCUCUCUCUCUCUCUCUCUCUCUCUGUGUGUGUGUGUGUGUGUGUGUGUGUGUGUGUGUGUGUGUGUGUGUGUGUGUGUGUGUGUGUGUGUAUGUGUGUGAAACCUCUGUGCUUCAGUGAGGACUCUGUGUUUUUUGAUGCAGUUUUGAAGCUCAUCCUCAGAGCUUUGGUGCCGUUUGUGAAGGAAAAAAAAACAUACUGAAGUUUAAAAGAAAAAAAAAUAAAACGAUAUGGACCAUUUUUUUAAAUGACAGAAAAAACAACAAGCAGAUGAACAGAAUAAAGACUUUGGAUAGAGCACUGUGUUUCUCCACCACAACUGGAAAAGGAAAUUAGUCAUAUUCUACUAUUUCUCUUUUUUCCCUUUUAUUUUAUUUUGUACUGUUACCGAACCACUUUAAUCGGAAGUGUUGCAAUAGAGAAAAAGAAUAUCUUAACUAGCUUAGUGUUUACAUAUUUACUUUGUCAGUUAUUUAAUAUUUAAAAUGAUAUUUCAUUUACUGCACAUGUGACGCCUGUCGUGCUCAGCAUUAUGAUGUAGUGCAAUAUGUUUCAAUCAUACCGUGUAUUUUUGACUAAUAUUCAGAUCUGAAAUAAAAGAAAUAUAUCUAUAUAUAUAUAUCUAUGAAAAA